Molecule: messenger RNA, 633 nt
Organism: Westerdykella ornata
Lineage: Eukaryota; Fungi; Ascomycota; Dothideomycetes; Pleosporales; Sporormiaceae
Product: Chloroperoxidase
Exons: 2
Molecular function (GO): peroxidase activity
Source: RefSeq, a predicted model, not a curated record
CUGGCACUCGCUGCUAUAGACUUUCAAAACUGGGCUCCUCCGGGGAAGAAUGAUGUUCGCGGGCCUUGCCCCGCUAUGAACAGCCUCGCCAACCAUCACAUUAUAAACCAUGAUGGAAGGAAUCUCACUGUCCCUGACCUCGUCAAUGCCUUGACGCAAACCUUCAACCUGAGUCCCGAGCUCGCCACUAUCGUUUCACAACUUGGUCUCCUCACGAAUCCUGAAGGUGCUGCAACUGGCAGAUUUGAUCUUCCACAUCUAAACAAGCAUAAUGCUUUUGAGCAUGAUGCGUCCUUGUCCCGAGUGGACUUUGCCUUCAGUGGCGAGAAGGGUGUUGCCAAGUUCGACAAAGCAACUUUUGCUCGAUUCUUCAAACACUUUACCACCGAUUACAUUACGCUUCAGCAAGCGGCUGCUGCCCGCUACGCCAUGGUUCAGUGGUCUCGUAAGAAUACCCCGGGCUUCACGUAUGAAUCCCAACAUCAAAUCACGAGUUACGCCGAGACAAUAAAGUACAUGAAGACAAUGGUCGAUGGCACCGGAAAGACGAAAAGGGAGUUUGUCCGAAUCCUCUUUGAACAAGAGCGUCUUCCAUUCAGGGAGGGGUGGCGACCCCCGAAAGAUCAAGUCAAU